This is a messenger RNA of Plectropomus leopardus (leopard coralgrouper), 3275 nucleotides long. It is a transcript of the gene ascc2, whose product is annotated as activating signal cointegrator 1 complex subunit 2. NCBI's taxonomy places the organism in Eukaryota, Metazoa, Chordata, Actinopteri, Perciformes, Serranidae. Gene Ontology annotation, molecular function: ubiquitin binding. The record is from RefSeq and is a predicted model, not a curated record. Gene Ontology annotation, biological process: regulation of DNA-templated transcription.
CAGAUGAUCAAACGUUUGGAAACUGAAACAGUCGAAAGAAGCAGUGACGAAUCUGAAGAAAAUGGCCUGGACGAGCAAAAGACAGCCACAUAAUCAGUGAAAAUUUAGUGAAGGAGAAGUCAUGGCCUGCGCCCGAGUGCCACUGGAUGAGCAGCAGGUGACCGAGCCGGGCCCGCUGGGAAAAGAGCACACGCUGCCUGCACUGCACCCGGCCAGGAAGGAGGAGCGCUGCUUUGUGCCUUACAAAUCCCCCCCAGAAGACGGCUCUCCGGCUGAGGUGGAGGAGUUUUUGGAACAUGCCAAAUUCAUCACAGAGGACCUGGAGUGGCUGCUGACGCUGCCUCAUGACAAGUUCUGGUGUCAGGUGGUGUUUGACGAGUCUCUGCAGAGGUGUCUGGAUUCAUACCUGCAUCACGCCCCUCGCGGCCUCGACCUCGCCACCCUGCCCUCCUCCCCAGCAGUAGCCGACAUGCAGCGCUCCGUCCACAGGUUGGUCUUCUUGACCUUCCUCAGGAUGGCCACACACAAAGAGUCUAAGGACAACUUUAUCACGCCAGCUGUGUUUGGAGAAAUUAUCUAUGAGAACUUCCUGUUUGACAUUCCCAAAAUCCUGGAUCUGUGCGUGCUCUUCGGAAAGGGCAACAGCCAGCUGCUGCAAAAGAUGAUCGAGAACAUCUUCACCCAGCAGCCGUCUUACUACAGCGACCUGGAUGAGACGGUGCCCACUGUGUUACAGGUGUUCGACACCAUCGUGGACAAGUGCGGUCUCCACUGUGAGGGAGCCGCCGCCAUGGAGCCCAUGAAGCUGAACGCACACAAACAGCCCACUGCCAUGACCAUGAGCCAGCAGGAACUUGUAGAUCUUAUUCUGUACCUGUGUGACUCGACCACCACCAUCCAUGCCUUCCUGGACAUCUUCCCUGCCGCCUGCUCCAGCUUCCACUCCCACUGCUUCCUCAGCAGACUGACCUCGUUUUAUGAGACCGCUGUGCCUGACCUGGAGAAGGCGGUGAAGAAGAGAAACUUUGAUGAUAAAGGUCUUCAGGAGGACUUGUGGAAGAGAUUGUCCCACUCCUGUCGUAAGAUAGUGGAGAUGGCUCACCUGCUGCUGCAUCACACCUGCCUACAGCCGAUCCUGGAGGGCGGAGAAAACCUACAAACAUUUGCAGAGGAGCUCCUACAGCAUUUCUCAUCUUUUUUACCCGAGAAAAGGUUCUUGUCAGACUACGAUGAGCAGUUCCCCAUCGCAGACGACAUCAGCCUCCUACAACAGGCCGUCCCCGUCAUUGACGAGACGCGGACGUCCUACCUGCUCCAGGGGGUGGAGAGCGCCUGGGACUGCGUGGGCCGACGGAGACCACACGGUCAGACUCAGCGUCAGGGAGCAGCGGCCGGUGACGCUGCAGCUGCAGCUGGCUUUAAACUUCAGGAGGAGCGAGAGCCAAAAGGAGGAGAGAGCCUGAGGGGAGCCGAGGCCGUGCUGGACGUUCCCCAAAAAGGAAACAACGGUGCGGUGUGUCCGGUGAGCGAGGCGGAGCUGGAGUCUCUGCUGUCGUGUAUCAGGGACCUGCUGCCCGAUUUGGGCGAAGGCUUCCUGCUGGCCUGCCUGCAGGAGUACGACUACAACUCUGAGCUGGUCAUCAACAACAUCCUGGAGGACCGCCUGGCCCCCAACCUGGACAAACUGGACCGAGCCAUGCCGAGGCCAGUGAAGGAGAAGCUUUCAGAUGUCCUGAACGUCAGAUCGAAUGUGUUUGAUGACGACGAGUUUGACGUCUUCCGCAGAGACCAGGUGGACAUGUCCCGCAUCUGGAAGGGCAGGAGGAAAGGUGAGAGCGUUCGAGAGACGCUGAACGACAAGCAGCACAUAGCGGAGCAGAAAGCUCGUUAUCAGGCCUACGAGACGGUGGUGGACGAGGUCGUCAUCGAACCCGGCGAGAGCGCAGAAGCCUUCGGCCUGGACGACUACGACGACGAGUACGACGACACCUACGACAUGAGCCAGGUGGGAGCCAAUGACCUGGAUGGAGACAGUUUACUGAGCAGAAGGCCGUUCACGGUCCCGCAGGUACUGAGAAAAGGAAACAAACCAGAAUUGGAGGAGGAGGGUGAAGACGAAGAGGAGGAACCACUUCAGAACAAUGUAAACAGGGACCAGUUUGUGCAGGACCCGGCUCUGCUGAGGGAGAGAGCUGAAGCCAGAAGAGCCGCCAUGCAGCAGAGGAAAGGUUUCCGACCAGAGCGUCCCGCUAACGUGGUGGGCCAACCCAAAGGCCAAGGACAAACCCUGGAGACGUACCUGGACCGACGCAAGAAGGAGGCCAACAAGAGCCGCGGGGCGAACCACAACCGCCGCAACAUGGCCGACCGCAAGAGGAACAAAGGCAUGAUCCCCUCCUGACCGCUGUGACGGCGCGCUGCUCGAACCAAAACGGACUGAUUGUAGGAGGGGGGGACGGCGGGAAGGCGGCUGAGGUGUUCGGGGCUCACUUUGUCGAUCACACCUCAGCCCCCGACGUCGCUGUCUUUGCUCGAAAGGAAAAUCCACCGAAGGUUUUCAGUUGUUGGUGAAAAGUUGCAUUAGUUUAGCAACUUAUCAGAAGUUGCCAAGCAGCUUGUUGAUAUGUUUAAGACUGAACAUCUACUUUUAGAGUUUGAGCCUGAAGGACACUCAGCGCUUUGGCCCAAAUGGUUUUCUUUUAUAGCUCUUUAUUAAAAACACCCAAAGUCCUGAGUGUGAGCCAGAGACCGAGGACAAAGAAUAAGACGUUUAUUUUUGCCAAAUAACAAAAUCAUUUUAUUAUUAAGAUUCAGAGUGGCUGAAUGAAGUUUUUCUUUGACAUCAUUAUCAUCAAAUAGACAACAUAGGAAUAAAAGGAAGAGACAUCCAGGGUUUUGGAGAAACUGCGGUUUCUUCUGUAGCUGGAAGAACAAUUAACGACCUGGUGAUCAAGUCUGGACAUCAGCGGCUCACUGCGCUGCUCCUACGGCUCAUCCUCUGCGAGCAACCUGUCUGCGAGCUUGUUGCAUGCAACGUUCAAGUGCAUGCAUGCGAUGUCAUCCUCCCAGUUCACACUACUGUUGUCCAGCCUUUGUAGAAACGACAAAAAAAGUUUCUAGAAAAAGAAAUCAAGUGAUAAUGGAAGCACGUGCUGUACAGAGGCGCUCACGUCUCUCAGAGUAACCAAACCUCCAACAUGUUGCCAUGCACAGACUAUUUUCUAUGAAGAGAACAGAUCUAUCAGAGCAUUUUGUAACAAAAAAAGCAGAUUUAA